UGCUCAUUGUGUUGGUCAUGCGUUGUUUCUGGCCCUGAUUAGUGAACGAGCCAGAUUCCCAGGCAGUACUUCCCGAUUAUUACGAGGUAGGUCCGCAUCCAUAGUUGCUGUAAGAGACAUUAGGAGCGCAACUUUUUGUGUUAUUAUAUACGAGUUAAGAUGAUACGCAAAGCAGCAGUCUAUACUUGAUGAGUGACGAAGGCAAGGUCAUGAUAUCAACUAGAAUGAAUCUCUUGCUGGGACUGCUCUGUAUAAUUGCUCUCUCCGACCCCCUCUUUUCCUUUUCUCCCUCCUUCCAGCGAAGCAGAAAUGACUGUAUUGCUCCUUACCAGGGAGGAUAUAAGCUCCGAAUGCCUCAUUUCAUCAUGAGAUCGUCGAAUUAUCAUACAUGUCCGUCAUGGCCGGUAAAAAUAAAAAUAUCGUUUCCCCCAACGUCUAAAUCUCAUAUAUUCAAAAAUGGAAAAUCCAGUAUCUCACGACCCAGAAAGUCGGGGAGACAGUGGUAAUUGUCAGUCAGCUCUCUUCUACAUGCCCCCCUAUCCGGCCACCUGUCAAUGACAAUUAAUAACAUUUAUCAAGACACAGG
This is a messenger RNA of Amorphotheca resinae ATCC 22711, 586 nucleotides long. RefSeq lists its product as hypothetical. The coding region runs from base 189 to 506 and encodes 105 amino acids. The record is from RefSeq and is a predicted model, not a curated record. NCBI's taxonomy places the organism in Eukaryota, Fungi, Ascomycota, Leotiomycetes, Helotiales, Amorphothecaceae. The transcript has a single exon.